AUGAGCCUAACGCGUAGUGUCGGCCUGCGCGUAGGUCCGAUUGUAUUAGGGACCCUGGUGAAGCAUUACUUGGAGAAGAUUAGAAGAGAUUUUGUGCAGGAUAACGGGAGCAAAGGGAAGGAGAAGGACGAACUGGUGCAGUUGCGGCAAGAUGAGUUAAUAUACGAUGAAAUUUUUACGGUUGUAAAGGCCUUCUUGGAAGCAGCGACUCUUCACCCCGUAGAAGACAUCCAGUCCUUUUCUAAUACAAGAACACCGUCUCCGCCUUGGGUACACGUUGUUCGUGUCCGCGUACCGAUGUCAUCUUGUGACGAGGCUGCCAAAUAUCUAAUAACAGCACUUGGUGGCCAAGAACUUGCUGUGAAACUGGUCGGAGGCGUUAAAUGGUGGCAGGUUAGAAGCCUUGACGGUGUAGAUGCUCAGUGGAUCACCGCCAAAAAAGACUGGCAAGAAGCUAAACGUAGAUAUAAAGAUAGAGGGAAUACUCAACGCGAUGAAAAGCAUGAACCUAUGUUGGAUCAAAGUGAAAGCGCCACCUAUAACCAAGAUAUGGAUACGAUGAGAUGUAUCCUAUACGCUCAUGGAGGUGGAUAUUAUUUCGGAAGCGUAGAUCAGGAAAGGUAUAGCAUCCAGCGAUAUGCUAGGAAAAUCAACGGAAGAGUUUUUGCUAUGAAUUAUCGUUUGGCACCUCAAUAUCCAUUUCCCUGCGCAAUACAGGACCUCGUUGCAUCAUACCUUUAUUUGAUUCGACCUCCUCCAGGAGCCUCCCAUUUGCCCGUGAAGCCAUCACACAUUGUUGUUGCGGGCGAUUCUGCAGGCGGUGGCCUCAUACUUGCUCUCCUACAAGUUCUCCGAGAUGCCUCCCUUCCUCUUCCAGCCGGGGGUAUUCUCGUAUCCCCUUGGUGUGACCUCACACAUUCCUUUCCCAGCAUCCACACGAACACGGCUACGGACGUGAUGCCGCCGUACGGUUUUUCGUUACACAAACCUAGCACUCUUUGGCCUCCUCCAGAUGAGGAACUAGCUGGCCGAGUACGAACCGGACUGAAGCAAAGAUUUCGAGCAGUCUUCAAAGGCGAAGGAGACCCCAACGCUAGUGUUUUGACCUUUGGGACUAGCACAUCGGAAACUCACUCCAACGCCCCCGUUAAUGGUGCCAAUACCGAUCCUCCAAGCUCUGGCGAGGUACCGAAUGGCAUGCCAAUUAACGUAGGCGCAACUACCCCUCUUCCACUGCCAAAUUCUUCGUACGAUCAUGCGAACCCAUUUGAUUCAAACAAAUCGGCUUACGAUUCAAUCAUUUUACAAGCUCAAAAUGGCGAAAUUCUAAGUAUACAGCAGCAGAUUCAGCUCUAUACGACAAAUGCGUUGUUGGGACAUCCACUAGUUAGUCCGGCGCUAGGGUAUCUGGGCGGGCUGCCGCCGUUGAUGUUUGUAAUCAGUGACAAAGAGGUCUUGAGAGAUGAGGGGAUAUAUGUUGCGCACAAAGCUGUUUAUCCUGAGCAGUUUCCUAUCAGAGAUACCACGAGAGCGCUCUAUCCGGCUCUGUAUGGUAUCGAGGAAAGAUUUAAAGGAAAACCAACGCCUGUGCAUCUACAGUUGUAUGACGACACCGCCCAUGUUCUUCCAGUAUUAUUCUCAUUCACCACUCCUGCAAAAUACUGUUUCCGCGCUAUGGCUAUUUUCUGCAAAUACGUUACAGGGAUGCCACUCUUUCCCAACAACUCAGAUGAUGCCCCAAACACACCACAGAAGCGAGCGAGCGAGUCUUCCCCAACAGGCCUCUUGUCCUCUCUGUCCUCAUCCAUUACCUCAGCGCUGGUCGGAUCCGGAGCUGAGACGGGUGGCGCUUCACCACCAUUGUCUCCUCGAUCAAUCAAGUCGUUCACUAUCAGUGGAAGCGGAAUUGUUUCAAAGAGCGCACUAUCAAUACGAAGGAAGUCGCGGAAAUCAACUGGUUCCGAUUAUCCGAUUCCCGAUCUCAAGAGGUCAGCGUCGGAGUACCAAGGUGAAUUCGGUCGGAAUGAGAUGAAGUCCAGAUCAAUGUUCGCUCUUCGGUCGAGGAAGAGUGGUUCGGACAUUCGGAGGUUGAAUGACGACGCAAAGAUGGACCAAAAUUUGGACUUGAGUCGUGAUAGAGAAACGAAGAAGGCACCAAACGAAGGUGGGGUCAACACUCCCCCGAAGUGGAAACAUACAAAGGUCCCGCCGGUUCCCUCACUCUCUCUUCACCCUCAUCUUGAAUUCUCAUCCCCGAAGUCCCCACGUUCUAUACCUCUUCCGUCUUCCCCUUUACCUUCAAUAGACACGUCUUUUUCUGUUCUGGAGUUGGACAUGGCUUUUGCAAAUGCAGGAUCAUUUGCUGUGGGCUCUUCGGAUAGCAGUCCACUGGUGCCAGAGCACGGUCAGGACAACAUGAUCGAUGUAUCACAUUUGACCUCGUCACCGACCACGUCGAUGAUGCCUUCACCGCGGCUUAUACCACUGCCCGCUUCAUCUUCUGGUAUGCCUUCUUCAUCAACGACCGUAUCACAGGUUCACAGUGACCACCUGGAAGGGAUCGAGGGUUUACCUGUAUCAAUGUCUUCAGAAGCAACCAUGUCUCAGCUACGAGAAUCACCGCUGUCGUUACGGAUUCCAUUGCCGCCUUCGCCGUUGCCAUCGUACUCGAAGGACUCCAUGGCAUCACUAUCUUCGUCUGGUUCCACUAGUACACAUAUAGCUCUUGCAGAGACUCAUCGUACAAAACAGGCCCGUAAGGAAACCCUACCAAAUAAAGAGAGGUGUGCAGGAGAUCCAAUCGUGUACUCAGAGACAUCCGAAUUUCCUUCCCUCUUCGACUCGCUCAUGAUUCGCGAACGAGUAUCGACCCGAGGUGUCAUUCGCCCGCUCGAGCCGUUUUCCGAUCUCCCCGCGUUCUCAAUCCCUCCGCAACUGAUCGGCGAGAUCUCUGAACGCGCUGUGAGAAGGUAUAUCGCUGGGCGUACGUUCUUUGAACAUAAGUUUUCAGGGACGAGAAAAGCUAUAGAGCAGAGACGGAGGAAGCAUUUACAGAAAGCUAGGAAAGAUACGACUAGGAAUAUGAGUGCGUUGAAAGGGAGUGUUGAGAGGGAAAGUAAGAAAAUGAAGCAAGAAGAAGAACCAUGGAGUGGCGAAGAGGAAGAGGAUCAUCAUCAUGGUCCCCGAUCCCCAAACUCACCAUAUCUCUCCAACAAUAAUUCAUCUCCAUUCAACAUCGAAACUGCCCUCCUCGCGUCCUCCGGCUGGUCUUGGUCAUGGGCUUUAGAUAACAACGAGCAUCCACCCCCGAGUAGUCUCGUUGCGCGGCGGGACACACAUGAGGCACUGAUGCUUGCGCGGGUAGCAGAUCAGGGUGUGCUGCAGGAUGAACAAGGAGGAGGAGUGAGUGCGGCGAUGAGUGGAAACAACCUCUGGAGUGUGGUUGUUGGUUUUUUAACGCCUGCUGGGAAUGGGAACGGGAGUGGCUUUCGGACUGGCGGAGAAGAACACAACCGACGAGAGAGAGACCCAGAAUUGAGCCCGGACCGCCGGAAGGAAAAACCAAAUGCGCAGUCGUCGCCUCCGAGUCAGGCGGUGUCAGAAGAUACUGAAGCUCCUUCUACAUCAACAAGAAACCUUACACCAUCGAAAUUUUCCUCAUCCCCCAUAUCUUCUCCGCCGUCAAAGAUUCGUCUAUUAGGGAAGAAACCAAGUGUGAAUGCGCUUCGCGCUCGACUUGCUUCAAUGGGUACUUCGCGUGGGAAAUCUCCUCCUCCCCCUCCACCUGCUGCUAUUACAGUUGCAUCCUCGUCAAACACGUAG
Lentinula edodes (shiitake mushroom) is the source of this 3822-nucleotide messenger RNA. RefSeq lists its product as uncharacterized. Bases 1 to 3822 code for a protein of 1273 amino acids. The transcript has 11 exons. Lineage: Eukaryota; Fungi; Basidiomycota; Agaricomycetes; Agaricales; Omphalotaceae. The record is from RefSeq and is a predicted model, not a curated record. Gene Ontology annotation, molecular function: hydrolase activity.